Molecule: messenger RNA, 1024 nt
Organism: Myxocyprinus asiaticus (Chinese sucker)
Lineage: Eukaryota; Metazoa; Chordata; Actinopteri; Cypriniformes; Catostomidae
Product: heme transporter hrg1-A-like
Exons: 4
Coding region: 225-659 (144 amino acids)
Biological process (GO): heme transport
Cellular component (GO): lysosomal membrane; plasma membrane
Molecular function (GO): heme binding; heme transmembrane transporter activity
Source: RefSeq, a predicted model, not a curated record
AAAACGGAUGCAUGUUUUCAGUUUUGAUCUUGUGCUGUCCCUCAGCGUGGAACAACAACAAAACCCAUAGGGGCUAUGGGUCUGUAAAUUAUAGUAAAUGAGGAUUGGUCGUUUAAGGCGGUCUUGUUAUCAUUUAUAAGACUCCGGUGAAUGUCAUUUCAUCACUAGCGCGGUGCACUACAGCUGGGCCAGCACUGUCUCCAGGUGUCGAUUUGACGGCAGUGAUGGCGAUAAAUAAGACCUAUAUAAGCGUGGGCUACGCUUGUGUUGGGGUGUUGGUGGGACUUUCAUCUUUUCUAGUGUGGAAUAUCGUUUACAAACAGCCGUGGACAGCCGCGAUGGGUGGAUUAUCAGGUGUUUUGGCACUAUGGGCUCUGGUCACACACAUAAUGUACCUUCAGGACUACUGGAGAACAUGGCUGAAGGGGCUGAAGUUCUUCAUGUUCAUAGGCGUCUUUUUCUCCGUGCUGUCAAUCGUAGCAUUCAUCUCCUUUCUCUGUGUUGCCAUCUCCCACAAAGAAUCCUUGACAGAUCCUGCCAGUUUCUUCCUGUCGUGUGUGUGGAGCUUCAUGAGUUUUAAGUGGGCAUUCCUGCUGGCCCUCUAUUCUCAUCGAUAUCGCAAAGAAUUUGCUGACAUCUCCAUCCUCAGUGACUUUUAAAUGUACACCCACAAUAGCACACUCAUGCCCACAGACAAACAAGUGUACAUGCUUAAAAAAAGACUUGGCUAUUACAUUGUUAAACAGAUAAAGAGCACUUGAUAAGGAGUCAGGAAGCUUUAGUCUGUUUAGGAACUGAAGACAUUAGUUAAUUGCCUUUCUCUCUCCCUUCUCUUGUCUGUCUACGGGAAUGUCAGGUGGCGUUAAGAUUAGAAUUGCAGUCUAUUGUGGGUGAUGUGUUUUAACACAUUAGACGUAAGAGACUGUCACCUCUUAAAGGUUUUCAUCACUGUUUUAAAUGUUGGACUUUUUUGAAAGUGUAUGAUCAAAUCAAUAAAUCUGAGCCUUUUUAUUGUGUCUAUACA